UUUGAAACAGCUCAGUUCACUGGAAGAUGUCUGAGUGAUCGGAGGACGCCUUCUAACUUAGUUUUUGUUAAAUUAUUUUUUUAUUUUUAACUAAAUGACCUUCGAUUUUUGAAGUUUAGUUGUGUUUUUAGUGUUGUGUUAUUUUUAAAAAAGGAACAAUGCGUGUCCUCAUAGCGGCAGCAUUCCUGAUGCUGGCCAGAGCACAGUCGACCAUUGAUCCGAAUAUACUGGCUGGCAUCUUCGGAACACCCCCAACACCGGCCCCCAAUUACGGGGGCUCUACUACACAGAGACUUGAAGAUGUAGACCAAGAGACCAGGAUGAAAGCACAAACAAACGGUCAUCCUACUCUAAAGACCUCGGUUCUGGUGGAGAUCUUCGGAACUCCUCCCCCCCCACCUCUCGGCCCCGGGACGAAACGUAACGAAGACAUAACAGUAAAACCGACUGAAGGGCCGACCACACACGUAGAUGAGAACGGCAAAAGUUGUCAAUGUGUCCCCUACUAUUUGUGUGACGCGAACAACGUGGGAGUCGAUGUGAACAACGCUAGUGUCACUGGAUGGGGCGUUUUGGAUAUUAGGUUCGGAGAAGAUGACAACCAGCGCCAAUGUCAGGAGAGUGUGGAAGUAUGCUGCUCAGUCCCCAGAGACCCCGCUGAUGUGCCCAAGCCUGACCCCAAGCCUAAACCUGGUCAUCCUCUGGGCUGUGGUUACCGCAACCCUAAGGGAUUGGGUGGGAUCACUAUUACUGGUAAUACUGGUGGUGAGACCCAAUUCGGCGAGUUUCCCUGGGUGGUGGCGGUGAUGAGUCAGAACGGGUCCUACGCUGGAGUCGGCGUGUUGAUACACCCUCAAGUUGUGAUGACGGCCGCCCAUAUUGCUUUCAAGUUUGGAUCCAAUUUGAUACAAAAUCUAAAGAUCAGAGCUGGUGAAUGGGACACACAGACAACUAAGGAAAUAUACCCAUUCCAAGAGAGAACCGUACAAGACUAUUAUAUUAAUGAAAAUUUCAUGCCAAAAAGCCUGAAGAAUGACGUUGCCCUGUUACUACUGGAGUCGCCAGUGGAAAUAUCAGAACACAUCAACGUCAUCUGCAUGCCUGAACAAGAUGAAGUCUUUGACAGUCAUAAGAACUGUGUGGCUAAUGGGUGGGGGAAGAGUCAUUUUGAACUCCACGACCGUUACGCCGUGAUCCUCAAGAAGGUGGAAGUCGACAUGGUACCGAACACCAGGUGUAACGCUCUGCUGAAGAGGACCAGGCUGGGACAUAACUUCCAGCUUCAUAGGAGCUUUGUUUGCGCUGGGGGGGAGGAGGGGAAGGAUACUUGUCAGGGUGACGGUGGCGCCCCCCUAGCCUGCCCUAUCGGCAACAACAGAUACAAAUUAACAGGCCUAGUAGCCUGGGGUAUCGGCUGUGGCCAGAAGGAUGUACCAGCGGUCUACGUCAAUGUACCACUCUUCAGAUCCUGGGUCGACGAUAAAAUGGCCCGCUGGGGUAUGGAAGCUACCUCUUACAGGAUAUCAAAUGUAGACUAAAAUAUGUAGUAUUAUUUUCGAGAAAAAACUAAACGCUGUUUAAAAAAAAUGUUUGACGUUUGAAUUCUAUAGACACACCGAUCCAUCCUGUAUUUUGACAUUAUAUCGGUGUGUCGUACCUAAUCACAUUAAAUUAAAUACGUUAACAUUAUGUUGAUUAGCAGAAAGGAAAAAAUAAAAUUUUCAAACAAAGUAAAUAGAAAGAAAUGUGCGAGAAUUAGAACACCAUGUAAGAGUCAGUCAUUACAAACAACUGAAAUUCUCCAUUGAAAACUGAUCAAAACAUUCGAUACUCUGCUUAACACAUGAUGUUGUAAAUUAUGAAAACGAAAAAUGACUCCUGUGGCUAAACCACUGAAUGGAUUAGGUUAAUUUUUUUACAAUUCGCCAUAGAAUAUCAUAAAGUAUAUGUGAUAGGAUUUAAUGUGAUUAGGUACGACACACCCGAUAUAGCUUCAUAUAAAUUAUGACUUUCAAUUUCUAAUCGAAAAAUUAUGGAUGGAUCGGUUACUGAUUUGCAGUUAGGAAAAGAAUGACAAUAAUAUAAUAUAAGCCGAGACAUGAGAUUAUAUUAUAAGAGAAUAUAACUGAGACGUUCUUCUAGGCAUUUAAGUAAAUAUUAAUAAUCUUGAUAUGACUUUUUAGUCAUAAAAUUAAGUUUAGAAAUAAAAUCCUACUUAAAAUUCAUUAUAAAUACAAUAAUGACUUAAUUAAUUGAAUCAUUAUUUUAAGCAAUAGUUUAUUUGUUUAAAAAGUUUAUCAAGAUUAUUUACAUUUAAGUGCCUAGGUACCCAAAUGGAGUGGCACCCAACGUGGGGCCAAUUUUAUAAUAUUUUUUGUAUUUUUUCAUGUCCUUUAGACGCAUUUUCAAAUAAAGUUUUGUUUUGACAUAAUAUUAAGUAAAAAUGCUCAAAUAUUUAUCUACUAAACUAUGUAACAGUCAUGUUUUUUUUUACGAAUUUUGACAUUAAAUAAGAUAUUUUUUAAAACUUA
Molecule: messenger RNA, 2531 nt
Organism: Helicoverpa armigera (cotton bollworm)
Lineage: Eukaryota; Metazoa; Arthropoda; Insecta; Lepidoptera; Noctuidae
Product: phenoloxidase-activating factor 2
Exons: 10
Coding region: 159-1538 (459 amino acids)
Biological process (GO): proteolysis
Molecular function (GO): serine-type endopeptidase activity
Source: RefSeq, a predicted model, not a curated record